GACCCUAGGUCACCUUUACUCCGCUUCCGAACAUUUCCAAAGAAACCGCUGUCUGUAUCAGACCUGACGGGUGGGGCAUGGUGUGAGCUGCAGUAUGAGUACACCUUGACUCGGCUGCCUGGAGGGAAGAAGACCCGGACGACGGCCAUGAAGGAGGGCAGCAAGGUUCACCAAAAAUUAGAGGACCAAGUCCACACCACGGUUCAGGUCGAGAUCGCUACCAAGGAGGAUGCAUUUGGCCUGAAGAUCUGGAACAUCGUACAGGGCCUACGGACACUUCGGGACACAGGCCUGACCAGGGAGCUGGAAGUAUGGGGCCUGGUCGACGGGAAUGUUGUCAAUGGCCUGAUUGACUUUCUGGGUUAUGAGAAUCCGAAUCCAGAAUUUGAGCAGGAAUGGCUGAGUAGUCAGGGGAGCCAACCUGGAGCAGACGAUGAUGAUGACUCUCAGAAAAAGAUCACCAACUUCUUUCCGUCAGAUCGGGCAGAGGAACCGCAGCCCAGGGACACCCGCAAGGUUUACCUCACAGACGUGAAAACGAGAGGCGCCAAGAGUGUGCCGAAGGGGGCGGCAAUACGACCCACCAAGGUGCAGCUCUACUUGUACCACCGCUUCCUGUCCGACAUGGCCUCGGACAAACUCGACUUCUUGCGGGUUUUCAGGAGGUACGGGCUAGACGUCGAGGCGCCCUUCUCUGAUGCGUUUCUCGCGCAGAUCGGCGAGCUCCACGACGACCUUUUUUAUGAAUCUAACUCGGUCAUCUCCUCCACCUCGCCACCGUCGCCGGACUCCGACACCCAUGACCUCCUCCGCUAUCGCACUCUACGGGAGCUGGUCCCUCUACUGCGGAGCGAGCUGCGCCUAACAUUCCCUGCAGGCGCAGACAGCAUCGGAAGCGUUGUGUCAGUGGAAUACCGCCUGCGUGGUGAAGAGGGCUCCCUAAUAGGGACGAAUAUUCUCGCCGUGGACAACGGGGUCCUCGACCAGUAUCUCGAGGGUUAUAUGCAAUGGUGGAACGGCGAUCGACGUGCGAGCGGGGUAGACGUGGAGGAGGCGUAUAAGUGCUCUUAUUGUGAGUUUGCCGAGACUUGCUCCUGGAGGGAGGAGAUGGACUUGGCACACUUGAAGAGGGCGAGGCAGAAGACGGCGUCGCGGGCUGGGCCAGAAUCGGGUCUUGAUGCGGUUCCGCUGACGGGACGCAAGUCGCCCAGACCCAGGAGGCGGAAGAGUGUGUCCCCAGGGUGA
Cryphonectria parasitica EP155 is the source of this 1245-nucleotide messenger RNA. RefSeq lists its product as uncharacterized. The transcript has a single exon. Gene Ontology annotation, biological process: interstrand cross-link repair. The record is from RefSeq and is a predicted model, not a curated record. NCBI's taxonomy places the organism in Eukaryota, Fungi, Ascomycota, Sordariomycetes, Diaporthales, Cryphonectriaceae. Gene Ontology annotation, molecular function: single-stranded DNA 5'-3' DNA exonuclease activity. The annotation marks the transcript as partial. Gene Ontology annotation, cellular component: mitochondrion; nucleus.